Molecule: messenger RNA, 1182 nt
Organism: Lactuca virosa
Lineage: Eukaryota; Viridiplantae; Streptophyta; Magnoliopsida; Asterales; Asteraceae
Source: the annotation of a GenBank genome assembly
AUGUCGUCACACCAACCACCGGUGCAGAAAUCAGGGGAUUCGGAGAUGAAAUCAGCCCCUAAAUUUAAGUUGGCUGAUGUUAGAGAUCAUUUACUGGAAUCUGAUUCGUGUUUUGAUCCUCUGCUUCCUGGUCUUCCUGAUGAUAUUGCUUUGAGUUGUCUUCUCCGGCUACCAGUCAAGUUUCAUUCAACCGGCCGGACUGUUUGCCGGCGGUGGUAUAAUCUUUUCGGUGAUAAAGGUCGGUUCUUUACGCUAAGGAAGCAAAUGGGUUUUCAAGAUCCAUGGAUGUUUGUGUUUUCCUUCCAUAAACGUACAGGAAAGAUUCAAUGGCAGGUUCUUGAUCUCAUUCAUCUCUCAUGGCACACGAUUCCAGCAAUGCCAUGCAUGGAGAAGGUCUGUCCACAUGGGUUCCGGUGCUUUUCCGUCUCCAAGAAUGGUUCGCUGUUUGUCUGUGGUGGGGUGGCCUCCGACGUAGACUGCCCUCUUAACUUGGUGUUGAAAUUUGAUGUGAAAUCAAAUCAUUGGACUGUUAUGAAGAAGAUGAUGACUCCAAGGUCGUUUUUCGCCGGAGGUGUGAUCGCCGGGAAGGUUUAUGUCGCCGGAGGGAACAGUAGUGAUCAGUUUGAGCUCAGUUCAGCUGAGGUUAUGGAUCCAAAAGGAGGUGUAUGGCAUCCGAUUGCAAAUAUGGGCACAAACAUGGCCUGUUAUGAUUCAGCUGUUCUUGAUGGGAAGCUUUUUGUAACCGAAGGAUGGUUUUGGCCAUUUUAUGUUGUGCCACGUGGCCAAGUUUAUGAUCCAAGAACCGAUCAUUGGGAAUCCAUGGCAACGGGGCUCCGUGAAGGGUGGACCGGGUCAAGUGUUGUGAUAUACGGGCGUUUGUUUGUAGUAUCGGAGCAUGAGAGGACAAAACUUAAGGUUUAUGACUCAAGUCAUGAUACAUGGGAAACCAUCAAAGGGCCUCCCUUACCCGAGCAAAUUUGCAAGCCGUUCGUGGUGAACGGCUGCAAUGAUAGAAUUUAUGUUACGGGUCGAGACCUUUUUGUUGCGGUUGGUGUUAUUCAUCGGUUGAACAGCAGUUCAACCGAUGAAAAUAUAAAGUUUGCAGUCCAAUGGCAGGUCGUGGAAGCCCUAGAGGUUUUCUCUGACCUAACACCUUCUAGUGCACAAAUUAUAUUUGCAUAG